AGAGAGAACCUGCUUUGUAGAAUGCACUGUAAUUCUCUACCACACUUUAAGGAUGUAAUGCUGACAAUCUGCUCAGUUUUCAAGAAGCUGGGAGGAAUUCUGAGGCUGCUGUCCAGUAGAAUUGCUGCAGCAACCCAUACAAUUGCCUUUUUUUUUUUUUUUUUUUUUUUUAAAGAGAUGAUGCUGAACGUUUUUUGCCAAGGGUAAAAAGCAAAUCUCAGUUGCGAGUGGCUUUCUUAAAACUUGAUCACGGGGGAUUUUAAGCGAUAAAGAGCUGCUGGGUUUCUAUUUACUGCAGUGGGAACAAGUUGUAGGAUGAAAUCCAGGGAUUAAAAGACCCAUUUUCCACUUCGUUGUUUGCAAAGGAAUCUACUGAAAUGACUUUGAGGAUCUUAAGGUUGGAACUAUGUGGCGGGAGAAUGCAGGGAUAAAGCUGGCAAAGAUGGGGAAAAUUGGCUAUGCUCUCCUGGUACUCCAAGCUCUUCUGGCGCAAUUGGAUCUUGUUCGAGGAGCAGAGAAAAGUUAUCCCAUACUCAACAUUGCAGUGAUUCUGGGGAGGACCAAGUAUAUCACAGAGCGAGACAUCCGAGCUCUCUGGAGCAGGGAAAUGUCGGCAGACUUGGCCAUUGAUGUCAACGUAGUGACCCUUUUGGUGAACCAGACUGACCCUAAAAGCAUUAUAACGCAUGUUUGUGACUUGAUGUCAGGCACCAAGAUCCAUGGGGUAAUUUUUGGAGACGAUACUGAUCAGGAGGCGAUAGCUCAGAUUUUGGAUUUUAUUUCAUCUCAGACUUUUAUUCCAAUUCUGGGAAUUCAUGGCGGCUCCUCCAUGAUCAUGGCAGAUAAGGAUGUGAUGUCCACAUUCUUCCAGUUUGGGGCUUCUAUCCAGCAGGAAGCCAUUGUCAUGCUGAAAGUGAUGCAAGAUUAUGACUGGCAUGUUUUUUCCCUGGUGACCAGCACCUUUCCUGGAUACCGGGACUUCAUAAGUUUCAUCAAGACCACAGUGGAAAACAGUUUUGUGGGCUGGGACAUGCAGAAUGUGAUCAUACUUGAUACUGCCAUUGGGGAUGCCAAGACCCAGAUUCAGUUGAAGAAAAUUCAUUCAUCUGUUAUCCUGCUUUAUUGUUCCAAGGAUGAAGCUGUUUACAUUCUUGAUGAAGCCCGUUCCCUAGGCCUUACAGGCUAUGAUUUCUUCUGGAUAGUCCCCAGCCUGGUUAGUGGCAACACAGAAAUCACUCCCAAGGAAUUUCCUUCAGGGCUAAUUUCAGCAUCCUAUGAUGAAUGGGACUAUAGUUUAGAAGCUCGGGUGCGGGAUGCUCUUGGGAUUAUCAGCACAGCUGCAUCAGCCAUGUUGGAAAAGUACUCCUUCAUUCCAGAAGCAAAAACCAGCUGCUAUGGACAACUAGAGAAGAAUGAACGACCAUCUCACACGCUACACAAGUUUAUGAUGAAUGUGACUUGGGAAGGUAAAGAUUUGUCCUUCACAGAAGAUGGCUACCAGGCACACCCAAAGCUGGUGGUGAUAGUGCUGAACAAGGACCGGAAGUGGGAAAAGGUGGGAAAAUGGGAGAACAAGACUCUGAGCCUGACGUAUUCCGUAUGGCCAAGAUUUAGUUCUUUCGCAGACAGUGACCCUGAUGACAACCACUUGAGUAUUGUUACCCUGGAGGAGGCCCCCUUUGUCAUCGUUGAGGAUAUGGAUCCUUUGACAGAAACUUGUGUAAAAAACACUGUGCCAUGCCGUAAAUUUGUCAAAAUUAACAACUCAACUAAUGAAGGAACUAACAUAAAGAAAUGUUGCAAGGGAUUCUGCAUUGACAUCCUGAAGAAGUUAUCUAGAACUGUGAAGUUCACGUAUGACCUAUAUCUGGUGACCAAUGGGAAGCAUGGCAAAAAGGUCAAUAAUGUGUGGAAUGGAAUGAUUGGUGAAGUGGUCUAUCAGAGAGCAGUUAUGGCUGUUGGUUCUCUUACAAUUAAUGAAGAGCGUUCAGAAGUGGUUGACUUCUCAGUGCCAUUUGUUGAGACUGGGAUAAGUGUCAUGGUGUCAAGGAGCAAUGGCACGGUGUCUCCAUCUGCAUUUCUAGAGCCUUUUAGUGCUUCUGUCUGGGUGAUGAUGUUUGUGAUGCUUCUCAUUGUGUCCGCCAUGGCUGUCUUUAUAUUUGAGUACUUUAGUCCUGUAGGAUAUAACAGGAACUUAGCAAAAGGGAAAGCUCCCCACGGGCCAUCCUUCACCAUUGGAAAAGCAGUGUGGUUGCUCUGGGGCUUGGUGUUCAACAACUCUGUGCCUGUUCAAAACCCGAAAGGGACAACCAGCAAAAUCAUGGUGUCAGUUUGGGCCUUUUUUGCUGUCAUUUUCUUGGCUAGCUACACUGCCAACCUGGCUGCAUUUAUGAUUCAAGAGGAAUUUGUUGACCAGGUGACUGGGCUAAGUGAUAAAAAGUUUCAGAGGCCACAUGAUUAUUCACCCCCCUUUCGAUUUGGAACCGUUCCAAAUGGGAGCACAGAGAGAAACAUCAGAAACAAUUACCCAGAUAUGCACCUCUAUAUGACAAAGUAUAAUCAGAAAGGCGUUGAGGAUGCAUUGGUCAGCUUGAAAACUGGGAAGUUGGAUGCUUUCAUCUAUGAUGCAGCAGUGCUGAAUUACAAGGCUGGAAGAGAUGAGGGCUGCAAACUUGUAACAAUAGGCAGCGGAUACAUCUUUGCCACUACGGGCUAUGGAAUAGCUCUCCAGAAAGGGUCACCUUGGAAGAGACAGAUUGACCUAGCACUCCUUCAGUUUGUUGGUGAUGGAGAGAUGGAAGAAUUGGAAACACUGUGGUUGACUGGUAUUUGUCAUAAUGAAAAGAAUGAAGUCAUGAGCAGCCAGCUGGAUAUUGACAACAUGGCAGGCGUAUUUUACAUGCUCGCAGCAGCUAUGGCACUCAGCCUAAUAACCUUUGUCUGGGAACAUUUGUUUUACUGGAAACUCAGAUUCUGCUUCACUGGGGUCUGCACAGAUAGGCCAGGAUUGUUGUUCUCAAUCAGUAGGGGUAUUUAUAGCUGUAUUCAUGGAGUGCACAUUGAGGAAAAGAAGAAAUCACCUGACUUUACUUUGACCAGCUCCCAAACCAACAUGUUAAAACUACUGCGAACAGCCAAAAAUAUGACCAAUAUUAAUCCUUCAAGAAUUAAUUCCCCCAAAAGAACAGGUGAUUUUAUUCAAAGGGGUUCGCUAAUUAUGGAUAUGGUCAUGGAUAAAGGGAAUUUGAUAUUCUCUGAAAACAGAUCCUUUCAGCCAAAGGACAACCUUUUUGGUGACAAUAUGAGUGAACUGCAAACAUUUGUCAGCAACCGACACAAAGACAAUCUUAACAACUAUGUUUUCCAAGGUCAGCAUCCUCUCACACUAAAUGAAUCAAAUCCAAAUACAGUGGAAGUUGCUGUUACAGCAGAAGCAAAAGUAAACUCCAGACCCAGGCAGCUUUGGAAGAAAUCUGUGGAAUCUUUACGUCAAGAAUCAAUUCGUCAGAGCCAAGGAUCACAGAGAGAAAAUGGUUCAGAAGAAAAUAGGCAGCAUUCUGUAAAGGGCCAGAGAUACCUUCCUGAAGAGAUUGUCCAUUCGGAUGUAUCAGAGACCUCAAGCAGAACCACUUGCCAUAUGGAACCCGAAAACAAUAAUAAACACCACAAAACCAAGGACAAUGUUAAAAAAAGAUCAGUGGUGUCAAAAUACCCAAAGGACUGUAGUGAUGUGGAGCUGACAUACCUGAAAGCCAAACAAAGCACUCCUCGGGAUAAAAUUUACACAAUCGAUGCUGACAAGCAGCCAGGUCUCCACCUGAACCCACCCCCGUAUAUUGAAAAUAUUGUCCUUCCAGAGACUAUUGAAUUCCCUGCUGCUUACCAAGAUCACAAUGACAACUACAGGAAAGCAGAACAUGGUAACAGGACUCCUUUGCAUAACGAAGACAGUCUUCCAAAUAAUGACCAGUACAAACUUUAUUCAAAGCACUAUAGCUUAAAAGAUAAAAAUGCUUCCCUAGUCGAGGUGAAUGAUAGAUACAGACAGAAUUCCACCCAUUGCAGGAGCUGUCUUUCCAAUCUGCCCAGCUACACAGGCCAUUAUUCAAGCAGGUCUCCCUAUAAAUGUGAUGCUUGCUUGAGGAUGGGGAACUUAUAUGAUAUUGAUGAAGAUCAAAUAUUGCAGGAAGCAGCCAACUCCGAGCAUCCUGAAGAAAUGUAUGAACAUGACUGGGUUCAGAAUAAUGCAAUCCAGCAUCAGAAAAAGGAUAAGCUGAGGAUCAGCAGGCAACACUCUUUUGACAACAUCCUCGAUAAGUGCCGGGACAUAGAUAUUGGAAGACCUGCUCGAAGCAUAAGCUUGAAAGAGAAAGAGAGGUUUCUAGACAGCAGCUCAUAUGCAAACACAUUUCAUUUCCCCCCAAGCAAACUGUUGAGUAACAAGAGCUCACUUGUAACGCAAACUCUGGAGGACAGUAAGCGGAGCAAAUCCCUGUAUCCUGAUCACUCUGCAGAUAACCCUUUUCUGCACUCCUAUCGUGAUGACCAGCACUUCGUUUUUGGGCGAAGUCCUGCUGAUCUUUAUAAACAAUCAUUAGCAGCAAAAGCAAGAAAUGAUAAUUAUUCAAAGUCAUCCAUAAAGUCCACAGCAUCAUACAGUUCCCGAGAUGGCCGGGUCCAUAAUGAUAUGUACCUUUCAGAGCAUGUUAUGCCUUAUGUUGCAAAUAAGAAUAGUGUGUACUCAACUCCAAGAGUUUUAAAUUCCUGCAGCAAUAGACGUGUGUAUAAGAAAAUGCCUAGUAUUGAAUCAGACGUUUAAGUUUUCCAUUUACACUUUAUCUAUAGGGAAACAUAGUUGCCACCAUCUUAGAGGCAAAGAGUGUAUUCUUAAACAGUACUAUGCUAAAUGAUAAUAUGCAAAACCCACAGUGUACCCUCAGUACUUGAAUAGGGAAGAUGAUAUGACAUCUUUUCAGAUGUAUCCAGGGUUUGUUGAAAAGUGGGGGGAAGCCAUUUAUAUAAAUGGAGGUUGAAUUGAAGGGCCCCAAGAUACACAGGCGCUGACUUUUAUUUUUCCCAGUGAGUGCUCCACCCCCCACUCCACCCUCCCCUGAACGCCUGUUGGCAGCCGUGCCCAACAGCUGUGGCUGGUGGGUGCUGAACACCCCCUAUUUUCUUUUCCGUAGGUGCUUGAGCCCCAGAGCACCCACUGAGUUGGCACUUAAGCCAAGAUAUGUUGGCAACUAUGCUAUUUUGUAUUUUGAUUAUUUUACUAUUUUAGUUAUGCUAAAUUCUGUUACUGAGCAUCACUCAAUGUAUUUCUGUCAUCAGGAAUGUUUAAUGGUUUUCUAAUACUGGAUAAGCAAUAUGGUAUGCAUGUAGUUUGACAGACAAAAAAAAGUUAAGAGCGCAUUUGCACUGUAACUAAAUACAGACUUGUAAAAGAAUAGAGAGUUAGACUUUCAAAACUAUAUUUUAGUUUCAUAUUUGUUUUCAAACAGUCAAAAUAAUUAAAAAGAAAAAAACUCAGGGCCCUAAAAUGGAAUAAAAUCUGUGUUAGCACAAAAAUGUUAUGCUCAUUCUAAUCUCAUAAAGAUAAAUGUGGAAAAUAUAGGCCCAAACUGUUAUGUAUCAAAAGGAAGACAUAUGGAUAUUGGUUAAUGCUGGUGUACAAAUGCUUUCAUUAUAUUUCAUAAGCACUUACAGUUACAAACUUAGUUACUAAAAUAUUCUGCAGUUUCAUUGUGCAGUUAAAAACAAGCUGCAUAACCUAGAAUAUAUAUUUUUAGAUAUCAAUAUAUGGAUCUUAAAUCUGCCAAGCUAUGGACCUCAUUAUUUAUCUUGAAACCUAAUAUGUAUGUAAGUUUGCAUUUCCCCCUUAACGGUCAUUACUCAGGGCUGUAUAGUAUCUCUUUUAUCCCUUCAUUACAAAACAAAAUAAUAAUGAAAACACUUGUAGCUCAUUGUUCACAAUGCCGUAGUGGUGACAUUUAAUUAAUUGUAUGUUAAUAUUAUUACAGUUGUUAAUAUUGUAUCAGACACCAACAUAUGUUUAAUGUAAUCAGUAAGGAAUGCAAUACCAUUUUUGCAUAUACCGUAUUAUGAAAGAUUAACACCUUUUUAGUGACUUCUUCCUUCUAGAAUAUCUUGUAUAUUUGUUGAACAUCAGGCUAGUUUUUUAAACCUCUCUAACCUUUCAUAAAGAUUUAAUGUAUCCACACAUAGUAAUGUAGUUAUAGCGAAACUAAAGGACAAUAUCUUUAUCAUCACUCAUGAGGCAUAUGUUAAAUAACCCAUUGAUGGUUCAAAGCCAUUCACGAGGUUUAGAUGCAUUCUUACACAACAUUUGUUUCUGGGCUCACCAGAUUAUUUCACAUAUAUACAUUAUACAAUCUGCACUCCAGAAAUAUACACCGCAUUUUAACAAGUGGGAAAAUGUAUACCAAAGUAAUGUGUGCAAUGGAAGACAUUCAACAAGCUGUGCUCACCUAUUCCCUGAACUAUGCUGAGAGCUGUUCCAUUUACUGUGCUGGGGGAAGAUAGUUCAAAUUUAUAUGAAUGCAAUUUCCUUAAAGAGUUCAUUGAAGAUGUGGCUGAAUUGGAAAAUUCUAGUGGAAAACAAUGGAAUUGAGUGGAGAAAGUCAAUUGGACUGGAAAAUGUAAUCUUUGCUGGGCAAAAAUAACCUUAGUCUUUUUCAACCCAAGUGUCCAUAACUCUCCCCUAAGCUCUGACUCUCUGAAAGAGAAGUAUCAUGUUCAUAUCAGAUAAAGCUAUAGUGUCUAUAUGAAAUAAGUACAACGUACCAAUUGUUGUCAUGAAUCGUGAUAGCAUACUUCACAGGAGAGAAAAUAUAGACAAAAUUCUUGUGCUCUACACAUUUAUAAAGUGUAUUCAGAAUAGAGGGCCAAAAUUAGGGAUGAGACAAAAUUUAGUCCUGAUUACAGCUGCUUGAAUUAUUUCUUGAAAACAAUGUAUUAAGUAGAUUUGAGCUUCAUUUCAGUUAAUGAAUUGUCCACAAUGAGCUUUUUACAAAUUUGUUGAUGGUGGUUGGUAUUUUCAAAUGUCCCAAAGGGAAUUGGGCACUCAACUCUCAUUGGAAUUCAAUGGGAAUUGGGGGCCUAACUCCCUUCAGCUCCUUAGAAAAUCUCAAUUGAGAUUAUUACCCCCAAAUAUGUUUAUAAAAUCUGUGAGGUUUUGCCAGCUGUUCACAAUGAGUACUCCCUUGAUAAUUCUGUAUUCAAAUUUGAUCUUUGUUAGGGUGACCAGAUGUCCCAUUUUUAAAGGGAGAGUCCUGGUUUUGGGGAGUUUCUCUUAUAUAGGUACCUAUUACCCUCCACCCCAUCCCAUUUUUUCACAGUUGCUAUCUGGUAACCCUAGUCUUUGUAAUAAUCCCUAGUCACACAGUAUGGUUUCAAUUUUCUGAUUAGAUGACCUAACUUUUAUGAGUAGGAGGCACAUGCCAGCCAGGAUCACUGAGGUGUUGACUUUCUCAGAAAGAUGCUGAGAGGAGCUCUUAAGGAAGAGAAACCUAGUCUGAGCUAAGCAGGGCUAGGAAAUUCUAGGUCACCAUCUUAUAGCUGUUGUCCACUUUACUGUUGUGGAACUUGACUGGCUCAUCUGUUUCCUGGUUCCCCAUUUCUCCUUGAUGAUGGUGGUAAGGUUAAUAACCCUCUUGUGUGUAUAUGGAUGUGCUUGGACCACAAGAAGAGAAGUUCCACAGGGUAGUUGUCCCCCGAAACCAAUCCCUUCCACCUUAGUAUCUCAGCACACUGCAGGCACCUUACCCUGGACAAGGACACAUUCUGCUCUUUCAGCAUCAUCUGUCCUACUCUUCAUUGCUGUUCAGUGUGAACUUUCAUGUAGGGUGUUUUAAAAUCUCUGCCAUUCUUUUUUGCUUUUCCCAUACUCGCUCCCAAACACCUUAACUCAGAGCACAUAGGUGGCUAGGUAAGUGCUUCUUUCAGAACACUCUGUUCUUCCCACACAAUCAUCUGGACAAAAACUGGUUGGCCUUAUGUUUGUGGGAAGGUGAACAAACCAAGGGUAUGAAUGCUAUUAUAUUGAACCACAAAUUGGUUUAGCAAAUAUAUUUGUGGCAAAUUGUUUCCACUGUUUGUCCAAUGCUAGUCACGCUCUAAAGGCUUAGAUUAUUUUGAAGCAGCAGAGUAACUCUUAUUUAAAUCAAUUUGCCAUCCCUACCUGUGACAUUGAAUUUACUGGGAAUUUUAUCACAAGAUGAAUCAUGAACUUUGCAAUGACUCCAUCUUCAUCAUUAUGAUUUGCAAUAAGUCUGUCAAAAUCUGAUAAUUCUAAGGUUGCUGUGUCAUCUGUUUCUGUAUAUAGACCCACAUGCUUUGCAUGUUGUGUAUAUAUACAUGGAUACUGUGCUUUAAAAUCUUGAUUUUUUUUCCCAUUUGCAAAAUUUUCUAGGUAACUGGAGAUUCAAAUGUAAGUGUCCUGAAAACAGGUGGACUUGUACUUCUGUGAAAUGUACAAGCAGAUUAGCUGUAAAAUAUAUUGUGGUGUGUUCUUUUUCUGAGGUGGGUGGAAUUUUGGAGAUUAUUGUAAUUGAGACAGCAUUCAUCUUAGUCACUACAUAGAUGCAAUGUAAAUGUGCAGCAGAAAGAAACCAAAUUUAAGAAGCAGCAGGAAGGCUGGGUAAUAUAGUAGCACAAUUAUUCACAUGGGAAUGAACAAUGAUGCCUUAAUGGGAGGAACCACAUACAUUGUGGUGAUAAGAAUCUGAGUGUAUUUGCCAUCUUGAUCUUGUGGCAUACAACAUGAACUAAACAGAGAAGAAAUGUAAAGGCUCAUCUUCAGGGACAAAGGUGGGGUGGUUACUGCUGGAUCUGUGUAAAAAAAAAAAGCAAUUUAAAAAGUUGAAGAAAAGCUUUCGGCAAUAGAGCCAAAAGCCACAGCAUGUAAUACUGAGCCAUAGAACCCUGGGGAGGUCUGGCUUUUGUCUGCCUGUAGUACUCUCACAUUGUUGAUACCAUUGCACCAACAGUCAAAUUGAGAUCAAGGAUUUCUUUAUCUCCUUCCUUUCUUGGAGAGGGAAAGGGAAACCUCAUGCAUGUGACCCCCAUCUCUAUACUUCCAUGGGUAGUGCCUAUUACUUGUUACACGUUCUCAAUUACCAUUGCAGUGUUAUCACCAAAGAGUUGAUCCAGACCCCAGUGACGUUAAUGGAAAGACUCCCAUUGGCUCCAGUGGGAGCUGGAUCAGACUCUACAUCACUAUGACCAUUGUUGUCAUUGGUUCUUAAGACUGUUUACUGUUACAUACAUUAAGACUGUUACCUUAGAUAGCUCAGGUACAUAAAGGUGAAAACAGCUACUGCUGAUAUAUUUGCUUCUUGUUCCUUUCCUGUUUCACAGAAAUUGUAGAAGUAUCUUUGUGGCUUUGCCCCUCCCAUUUCAUCCCAGUAUGUUUUUCCUUUAUUCUUUUUUUUUAAUUGUUUUCCCCCUCUAAUUACAUGUCCUAUACCACAGUCUCCACAUUUGCUAUAUUCUGCAGCCACCCACUAACUACCACUCCCACAACAAAAAGGGAAAAACAUGAUAUUUAAACACCGGGGGGGGGGGGGGGGAGAAAAACAGAUGUUUUUUUUCCUAUUUCUGGCAAAUUUCUUUUGAUAUUUUGCCUAUUCUUUCUCUGACAUCACUAUCUCCCUACUCAAGAAUCUCAGAUAUGAGCAGGUGCUCUGGGGAUGAAUUGAACCAUGUCGCACGUAGCAAACUGUGCUCCAGCAUAAUCUCCUAGUUCUCCCUUUCCUUUCUGCAUGCCAGCAUAAUCUUUCAGCUGCCCUUGCAUGAGAACACACAACAAGGUUUAAAGAAAUCAAGAGAGUCUUUUCCUGCUAAAUUUUAUCCACAUGGUUUUGAAAGUGGCAAAGAGUUGGAUUCUGCUAGUUUCAUUGUAGGUAACUACGAUUUCCAAAGUAUGUGACAGUAGAAAUUAGUCCCUGAUUCUAAUACCUUACUCCCCAGUGUUCCCACUAUUUUCCUGGUGACCACACAUGGUGUAAAGGAACAAUUCAAUGGAAAGUAAGGGUAGCAAAAUCUGUCCCUUGUAGAAUAAUUUAAUAUCAACAUCAUUACUAUACUACUAUAUGUGCUUUUUAAAGAACGAGGUAGGGGAAGAUAUGGAAUUACUCAAUGUGCUUUUAUUUCUAAAUCAAUCAAUAGAUCAGGAAUUCCUGGUUUGAACAAUAGCAGAAGCAAAGGACUAAGAAUCAAGCUCAGAAUCUGGAAGAAUUAAUAGAUGAAAUCUUUUGCUGUUUGAUUCACAAUUAUUUCAUUAAGAAAUAUGGUAAAUAAGAGCUAAUAAAUACGUUGAUAAUUACGGAAUAUUCCUCUCUUGCUUAAUAUAGAGUGAUAACUGCUCUACAUACUUGAUGGACAAUAUCAAGCAUUGGUCAUCAGUAUGUGCUCCGUUCAAUCUGAGAAAAAACGUGCAUGAGGUUCUCUCCAUCCUUAGAAAUCCAAGGUUAGUACUUAGGAUCCUUAUGACAGAUUGCAUACCAGAACAGGGUAAUGUCCAUUACAAUUUAAACUAAAUACAAUAGCAUUAUAAUGGUAAAGUAGUCUUGGUGUAGAAAGUAUUUCCUGCAAGUGGAUGUAAAUGGCCGUCUUUUUUGACUAGCCAUCCUCUCUGGUGUGAGACUCUUCCAGAUACUGUACUACCGUUUCCGUAUCUGAGCAGUGCGUGGAAGAAUAGUCACUUUAACAUUGUAGAGUAUGAACCAUUUUCUUAGUCAAUCUACACUGUACUGUGUUAGUAUUUAAUUAUAUUAGCAAAAUAUUAGUAUUUAUUGUCACUAAUAGGAAAGAAAAGUAAUCAUAACUGCACACUUAUAUUUGCGAAUAUAAACACAACUGCAUACGUACAUGUGAUGGAAUACAAAAAGAUCCACCUGCUUUCAUCAAACCCAAUUGCAAAGCUUCCAUUGGCUUCAACAGAGGCAGCACCAGGACUCACAUGCUUGUUACAUAAUUUUGAAAAUUUACAGGAGUGUUCAAUCUGAAAUAAGCAUACUGUACAUAUGGUAAAGUCAUGGUUAAUGGUUAGCUUUCAUUGUGGUGUUAACAGAAUACCAAUUCUUCAUUAUAAUGCAGUCAGAACCAUGUUUGUGAGCUUAAGAGAUGGUGAUCUAUAUUCAUUGAGGUCUAGUCCCACACUGACCUGUGGGGAGAGUUGUAGAACUCCCUUCUGACACUGCUGGGGAACAGGCCACAGUGUUUGUAAAUAAGAUCCCCAAUGAUUUCACAUGUCAACAAUCAGAUUCACUUUGCAGCAUUUCCCCAGACCCGUGUACUGAGUAUCUUCUGUAGAACUAGACGCUCUUCCAAAACCCUGCAUCUUUUAAAGUUAGGAUUAUAAAUGUGCAGGCUCCUCCAAAACAGUGAAAACGCUCUUACUUGUUCUUGCAUGUUCAUGAGUUGUUGGUUUUUUUUUUGUUCCGUCUCAUAUAUAGCAUAUACCAUGUACUGUACAGUCAGUGGUUUAAAUGGUUUUAAAAUUAGUGUUAGUCUAAAGAGCUGUCAGGAUUCCAAUGCAGAUCACGCAAUAAUGAUCUUGCUAUAUAAUCAUAUCUAUAAUUUAAGAACCAAAAAUAAUAUUAAGGUGAUCACCGAGUUACCUCUUUGCUGCUUAGAUCUUUUUUGUUUUGUUUUGAAAUAUUUGAAUUCUCCUUUUUAGUCCUUUUGAUUAAUUCUUUAUUUGUAUUAAAAGCAAGGCUAAAUUAGUAUAGAAUAUAAUCAUGCUGUAACAUUGUCAUGCAAGACCUUCAUUAAUAGAUUAACCCAUUACAUGUAUUAUAUAUAUUUAAAAAGAGACGCUUCUGAUUCUCCACAACUUAAAAAGUAGUGCUGAUAGCUAGUUAUACUCUCCAAUAUUUUUUUGUCCUUUCCCUUUUGUAUUAGUAUUUGUUUUUACUAAUAUAGUUCAAAAGUAUAUUUCUAUAUGCACGUUAUAAAUCUGUGAAAAUAAAUACCAAUAAAUAUAAUAUUGUGAUACUAAUACAGUGCAAUGUAAAAUUACAAGUAAGAUUAUACUUUGUUAGGGAACUAAUAAAGUUUCCCUCAUUUCUCACAAAUGGCACUAAGCUUUAAUGUGGGGGAAUGGUUGCAUUUACAUGGACAUGAAAUUAACAUGGAGAGGAUCUUAUUUUGCUUUUAUGUUGCUAUCAGGAGUAGGGCUAUGUUUUCCCGAGCAAAUGCAUAACGAGAAUAAAUAACAAUCUAAAUAUUGUAUAUUGCAGUACAUCAUAUGCUUGGAAAACUCCUUUUUUACAUAUUUUUGUCAAAGGACAAAACCAUCAUUUUUGGAUUCUUCUAUUAUAAAUCAUUUGCUGAUCAGGUCUUCUGAUGAUGAAUCAGAAAAACAACGUAUGCUAUUUCUUGGGGAGGAGAUUCUGCUUCUGAGCUUCAGUGUCGAGCUGACUCGUGCAGAAUCUUUAGUUAUGCAACUUAUGUUAGGAGUUGUGCAGCUAAAGGCCCACACACCGUGCCAGGUUUUUGCAUGUGUACACCAAUAACAGUGUUAUCGGGCUUUUAUAUGAAAUGUUUCUUGAAUGGAUGGAAUCUGUGAAGCAUAUUUACUCCGAACAUUAUCAAUAAAAUCAGAAGGGUCUUAAGAGCUAUUGUUAGGGAUAUGGCAUACAGAAGGUAAAAUGAACAUUAUGUUCAGAACUGGGAAAAGGAAACAAGUGUAAGAUUUAAAAUGACAUGUAUUGGCAGGUAUCCUGCAAUUUGGAUACUGGUUAUCAGAGAGAGAUUUUUAAGCAUACAGAAAUUGUUGACCUGGAAGAUUCAAGUGCUGUUGAGUUUAUAAUGCUAGCCCAUCACUAAGAAAAUGGGAGGAAAAAAAGAUGAGGGUUACACGGCAAAAAGGGGUCAAGGAAUGAAAUUAAAUAGGUAGAGGUUGAUUUUAUGGAAAAGGAAAUCCUAUCAUCUUGAUAUGCACAAGUGUAUUAGAGGUAAUAGGAACAAAAUCUGUAAUUUUCCUGCAUAUUGCUACUAUUGGAUGCACUAUUAAAUUAUAUGAGCCUGAUAUUUUAAUUACCAGACACCAUAAGAUUUUUUAUUUAAAUUAAACACGCUAACCUAAAUAUAUAUACACCCGUGUGCAUACACAUGCCAACAUGAUGAUGUGUGAGCAUUCUCCCAAAAUAAGUAUUGUAUUACUGGAAGCAUUUCCAGAAAUGUUUUAUUUUUAAAUGACUGCAUUCUUCCCCCUCAAAACCCUCUUCUUUAUAAUGUCGCAAGUACUGACAAACAUUUAUUGUAUUGCUUUGUUUAUAUUACGAUAGCGCUUAGAGGCCCCAAUAAGGAUCAGGAUCCCAUUGUUGUAGGCUCUGUAAAAACACAUGGGAAGAGACAGACCCUGUCUCAAAGAGCUGACAAACUAAUUACAUGCUGUUCUUUAGUAAUGCAUGUGAAAAUUAGUUAGACAAAAAUAAAAGCAGAUUUUGCUCAUGCUGAUUAUAUUGUAAAGCCAGUUCCUCAGCUGGUGUGUCAGUGCAGCUAUGUUGACUUCAAGGGAGUUAUGCUGAUUUGCCCCAGUUGAGGGUCCAGCACCUAGAGUUUGAUAUACUACGGCAGUUACUAAGCAAAGUUAUUAAAAAGAGGCAACUAAUAAACAUUUCUGCUGCCUGCUAGUACAUCUAUCUACAUAGUCUAGGCAGUCGUUAUGUGGUCCCUUCUGAAACGGAGAGACAAGGUAGGUGAGGUAAUAAUACCUUGAAGUGGUCAAACUCUGUACUGACAACAAUGAAUGUCAUGUCUGAGCAAGGACUGAGAGAGGACUGCAGUAUUUGGCUCUAAAGUUAUAUCAUUUUAACCAAAAACUAUUACAGAAAAUGUCCAGUUCUCAGCAUGCUUUUUCAUUAAACUCCCACAACUCCUCUUUUGGAAAGGUCAUUCAAGGCAUUCCUGGCAUAGUUUUUGUUUUUUUUCCCCUCUUUUUUUCAAAUGAGAGUUUUAAUUGUUUCUAUUAACCUUUUCCCCUUCAAUCCUAAUGGGGAAAAAUCCUUGGAGUCAAAUUUUGCUUACAGCUGAGUGCAUGCAUCUUUCAUUGAAGGACUUGACUUCAGGUCCUUUGUCUACAAUAAAACCAUCUUUGAUUAAUUUACUUUUAUCUGGCCCAGUCCUGGAUUCCUUAUUCCGGUAAUAUCCGAUUGACUUAAAUAGGAAUGUUUUGGACAGUAAUGCUGUAUCAAAUCCAUUUUUCUCAGUUUUUCACAGAUAUGAUUUAAACAAGUGAUGUGCGGUAAAAGAAUGAAAGUUGCAUUAUGUGAAAUUAUAGAAUUUUUAAUAAGAGCCGUUUACAAUUUGUAGUUUACAUUAGCUCGCCCAUGUGCACUUUUGGAUGGAAUUUAUGAUAAAAUUUUAAACUAAUAUCUCAUUCAUUCCACAACCAGCAUUUUGCACUGGAAAAGACAAUCUGAUCUGUAAACUUGUACACAUAAACAUGAGCUAUCUUUUGUCUGCCCUAUUAUCAUUAGCAUAUACAAACAGGAUUUGCGUGUGUUAGGAACAUGUCUACCUGAUUUGAAUGCAUCCAUCCUGUUUGUAUGCAGAGUUUUAACAUGUGUUGCUUCCAAGUGCUGUCUCAGGCCCAUAAUUUGUGAGUUAAUAGCAUUAAUUUUAAAUCAUCAUAUUUUAAUGCCUCUUUUCAUUGAUUUGACCUUUUACGGUUUAAUGAUUUUGAUUGAUUUAAAUGACUGUGUGCUACCAGGAUCAAAAACACUUGAAAAUAUAAUUAUUUAAGAUAAAGAAAAACAAAAACUUCAGUUAAAAUUUUAAAAAUGUUUUUUUCUAAUUACUUGAAUUUAAUUUUAAUAUGUAGUCCCAAUUUCCUUCAUGUACAAACAAUUAUUAUUUUUUGGAAGAAAAGAAAACUACUACUAUGAUUGGAAUCCUACUGUAAAAUUUACAGACAGGUCUCAAGAGCACAGAUUAGAAUUUUUAGCCUUGGCAUAAGUUAUUUAUAAUACUCUAAAGGCUGAGCCAUAGUUGAAAAUUAAUAUUGGAUUGAGCCUCAAAAUUUUGAGUUCAGAUUAUUUUGUUUUUGUUAGUAACAUUUGUUAGUGUUCUCAGAAAAUACAAAUUCACAAUAGUAGCUGAAGGCUUUGUUCUUAAAGGAGACUAGCUAUUUGUACCUGCUUAAAAGUAUUCCCAGUAAGAUAGAAAAAAAAAUAUCUGGAGUUAUUACACAAAGUGGUAAUCUUCCACCCCAGUAGUAGAAAUAUGUAUUCCAUCAAUAACAUCUUACCAGAAAUCUUAGAACUCUUCUGUUUCAUAUGCAGGAAAUUAAAUAGUCUAUCAUUUCUAAUAUUUACUAGUACAAUUUGCUGCAGUUUUGAGAUAGUAAUAUUUCAAGCCAAAGUGUAAAUCAUAAAUUGAAAACUGCUAGCAAAGAAUGGUAAUGGCUUGACAAUCUCUUAACGCCUGGGGAA
Messenger RNA from Trachemys scripta elegans, 15461 nucleotides. It is a transcript of the gene GRIN2A, whose product is annotated as glutamate ionotropic receptor NMDA type subunit 2A. Gene Ontology annotation, molecular function: transmitter-gated monoatomic ion channel activity involved in regulation of postsynaptic membrane potential; NMDA glutamate receptor activity. NCBI's taxonomy places the organism in Eukaryota, Metazoa, Chordata, Testudines, Emydidae. The record is from RefSeq and is a predicted model, not a curated record. Gene Ontology annotation, biological process: synaptic transmission, glutamatergic; excitatory postsynaptic potential; long-term synaptic potentiation. The transcript is spliced from 13 exons. Bases 407 to 4819 code for a protein of 1470 amino acids. Gene Ontology annotation, cellular component: postsynaptic density membrane; postsynaptic membrane; plasma membrane.